Saccostrea cuccullata (small rock oyster) is the source of this 1899-nucleotide messenger RNA. RefSeq lists its product as uncharacterized. Gene Ontology annotation, molecular function: nucleic acid binding. The record is from RefSeq and is a predicted model, not a curated record. The coding region runs from base 1 to 1899 and encodes 632 amino acids. NCBI's taxonomy places the organism in Eukaryota, Metazoa, Mollusca, Bivalvia, Ostreida, Ostreidae. The transcript is spliced from 6 exons.
AUGUUGUUUACGGGCUGCCCCUCAUGUAAAAAGCCAUUACAUCUUGUAAAUGUUGUAAAGGAGAGAAAAUAUGGCUUAGCGAGUAUUUUUUACAUCAAAUGUGAAUGUGGUGAAGUUACAUCAGUGGCGACUGGCCGUAGACAGAAUGAUGAGAAAAAUGGCCAAGGAUCUUUUCAUAUUAAUACUAAACUUGGAGUUGCUCUUGUUCAUGCUGGAAUUGGUGAGGCAGCCAUUUCAAGAAUUUUUGCCACCCUCAAUAUUCCAUGUAUCACCCCAAAAAGUUUAAAAAAGCAAGAGAGAAAAGCAGGAUCUGCAAUUGAAAAAAUAGCCAAUGAAUCAUGUGAUAAUGCCCUAGCACAAGAAGCAGAAAAGUCAAGCAAUGGUCUUGUCCUGUCAUAUGAUGCAGGUUGGCAGAAACGCGGCAGUGGAAGAGAUUAUAGUAGUCUUUCUGGUCAUGGAUCAAUGUUUGGUUUGGAAACAAAGAAAUUGGUGGGAUUUAGUGUAAAGAACAAGAGUUGUAGAAAGUGUGAUAUAGCAUUCAGGAAAGGAGAAAUUGCCUCCCCCCAUGAUUGCAGAAAAAACUGGGAUGGCAGCUCUAAAGCCAUGGAACCAGCAAUGGCCGUGGACAUUCUAAAUAACAUCAAAGAGAAAGGACAUCAGGUGAGAACUAUAGUAAUGGAUGAUGAUGCAACAACAAUAGCAAAAAUAAGGAGAGAAGUAGAUGAAUCCAUUCACAAAUCAAGUGACAGGAACCACACUGUGAAGAACUUUACAAAUACUCUAUACACAGUACAGAAAGAUAAAAAACUACACAAGGUGCUCAGUUCAAAGACAAUUAAUCACAUCAAGAAAUGUUUCUGUUAUGCCUUAGCUUCUAACAAAGAUAGCCCAUCAACUUUGAGAGAUAACCUGCUGGCCAUACCACAUCAUUUGUAUGGUGACCAUCAAAAGUGCAGUGAAACAUGGUGCAGAUAUCUUCAAAGGCCAGAUAAAUACAUUCCAAAGAACCUCCCAUACGGAAAAUACUUAUCAGAUAAGGAAUUGUUCACUGAACUGAAUCAGAUCUUCACACAGUAUUCAGAAAUUGCUGACAAGCUCUCAACCCUGGAAAGUACUCAACGUAACGAGAACUUCAACCAAAUGGUUGCACACAAAAAUCCAAAAAACAGAUGCUAUUCAACUUCAGAGAGUACAUCUGUUAGAGUAGCAGCAGCUGUGUGUCAACAGAACAUGGGGGAGCAGUAUGUACUUCAGGCUAAUGAAGAAUUGGGACUUUCCCCUGGUAGAGAAACCCAAAUCUAUGUUGAACGAAGACAAAAGAAAAGACAAAGGGAAGAAAGUGAAAUGCAAUCACGUGCAUUUAAAAGGAAACGCGCUGAGAGGAAAGGGACAAAGUACUCAAAAGCAGACAUAAUGGAAAUGAGGGAAGGUGUGACAUAUCAGCCAGGCAUCAAUCUUGCAGGAUUUCCAACAGCAUCAGUUGAAACAAUCCCCCCUCCCCCUCCAGCAGUAAUCCAAAUACCUUUACCAUCUGAUGAUUACACCAGAGUUUACUUUGAUCUUGAAACAACUGGCUUAGGAGUUGCAGACAUAGUCCAGAUUGCUGCAGUCCAUAAUGAAAUGCAGUUUUCAACAUAUGUGAAGCCAGAUAUUCCUAUAUCAGCAUCAGCAUCAGCAUCAAAAGUAAUUGGACUUACAUUUGACGGCACAAUUAUGUUCAAGUAUGGCAGCCCUGUCGCCUGUCUUUCGUUAGAGCAGGCGCUACGCAACUUUCAAUCUUGGCUUCAUUCAUUGAAAAAUCCUAUUUUAUUUGCUCAUGACUGUAGAAAGUUUGACAGUUUAGUAUUUUGUAGAGCAAUGCAAAAGGUGCCCACAGUUGAUGUAAAGAGAAGUUUCUGA